This is a messenger RNA of Amblyraja radiata (thorny skate), 4990 nucleotides long. It is a transcript of the gene runx1t1, whose product is annotated as RUNX1 partner transcriptional co-repressor 1. Gene Ontology annotation, biological process: negative regulation of DNA-templated transcription; DNA-templated transcription. Bases 401 to 2194 code for a protein of 597 amino acids. NCBI's taxonomy places the organism in Eukaryota, Metazoa, Chordata, Chondrichthyes, Rajiformes, Rajidae. Gene Ontology annotation, molecular function: transcription corepressor activity. The transcript is spliced from 11 exons. The record is from RefSeq and is a predicted model, not a curated record. Gene Ontology annotation, cellular component: nucleus.
UUUAUAAUUACAGUUUAUGCUUCAGUACUUGUAGAACGCUGCGCUAUUUAAGCAUGAGGGAUAUGAGCCUCUUGUAUAAGUUACAGAUUAAUUCUACAGGCUUCUCUCCCCAGUGUUUUGGAGAUGGUUUAUCUGGCCGGUCUUUUUCAACAGUACAGCCUGAGUGUUAGCAGAAUUGGAACCAGAUGGGCUUUGCAUUUCCCACUGUAAUCUUCCAACCAGCCCUGGCAAACGCUCCACCUCGGCAUGUCAGGAAUAUUUUCCUUUUAUUUCGGAGAGACUGGAUUCUGCGAUCUGUCUGGAGCAACAUGUGGCUGUUAGUUUUAGGUUUGAGCAACUGAAAAAUAUUUAUCCCACGCGAGUCUCAGCGCCUGAUGAGGUAGUGGGGUGAAUAUAGAGGAUGCACUGGUGGGAAGGCGACUGGGUCUCAAAUACCAACCUAAUUAUUGGUCUUCCGUAUAAUCUGAAAUAUCACACUGAGAAGCACUCCACGAUGCCAGACUCCCCUGCUGAUGUCAAAACACAAACCCGGUUGACACCUCCAACAAUGCCACCUCCACCAAACAACCAAGGAGCGCCUCGAACCAGCUCAUUCACACCAACAACAUUGACGAACGGCAACAGUCACUCUCCCACCGCGUUGAACGGGGCUCCGUCUCCGCCAAACGGAUUCAGUAAUGGGACUUCCUCGUCUGCCUCGUCCACGCUGGCCAACCAGCAGCUGCCGCCGGCCUGCGGAGCCCGGCAGCUCAGCAAGUUGAAGAGGUUCCUCACCACCCUGCAGCAGUUCGGCAACGAUAUUUCGCCCGAGAUUGGCGAGAGGGUGCGCACCUUGGUGCUAGGUUUAGUGAAUUCUACCUUGACAAUUGAAGAAUUCCAUUCCAAAUUACAAGAAGCUACAAACUUCCCUCUCCGACCUUUUGUUAUACCGUUUUUAAAGGCCAACCUGCCCCUGCUGCAGAGGGAGCUCCUCCACUGCGCGCGCUUGGCCAAGCAGAACCCAGCGCAGUACCUCGCCCAGCACGAGCAGCUGCUGCUGGACGCCAGCACCACCUCACCUGUCGACUCCUCCGAGCUGCUGCUUGAUGUCAACGAAAAUGGGAAAAGGCGAACUCCAGACAGAACCAAAGAGAAUGGCUACGAGCGUGAGCCUUUGCACUCAGAGCAUCAUAGCAAGCGGCCCUGCACUAUAAGUCCCAACCAACGGUUUAGUCCAAAUAACGGCUUAUCCUACCAGCCCAAUGGCCUGCCUCACCCAACACCACCCCCACCUCAGCACUACCGUCUGGAUGAUAUGGCCAUGGCGCAUCACUACAGGGAUUCAUACAGACAUCCCAACCACAGAGACCUCAGGGACAGGAACAGACCUCUCGGGAUGCACGGCACCCGUCAAGAAGAAGUGAUUGAUCAUAGACUAACGGACAGGGAGUGGGCAGAGGAAUGGAAGCACCUUGAUCAUCUAUUGAACUGUAUCAUGGAUAUGGUGGAGAAGACAAGGCGGUCACUUACGGUCCUUCGGCGAUGUCAGGAGGCUGAUCGCGAGGAGCUUAAUUACUGGAUCCGACGAUACAGCGAUGCAGAGGAUAUUAAAAAAGGAAGCAGCACCAGCAGCCACUCCAGACAACAGAGUCCCGUGAAUGCAGAACCUGCCCAAAUAGAUUCCCAUCGGGAGUUCCUUCACAGGCCACCUGGCCAUUUGCCAGAGGAAAUAUGGAAAAAAGCUGAGGAGGCGGUGAAUGAAGUGAAGCGGCAGGCGAUGUCCGAGCUUCAGAAAGCCGUGUCGGAGGCGGAGCGGAAAGCCCACGACAUGAUUGCCACGGAGAGGGCCAAGAUGGAGCGCACAGUGGCCGAUGCGAAGCGGCAAGCUGCUGAAGACGCGCUGACCAUCAUCAACCAGCAGGAGGAUUCCAGUGAGGUAAGUUGUUGGAACUGCGGACGUAAGGCGAGCGAGACUUGCAGUGGCUGCAAUACGGCGCGAUACUGCGGCUCAUUCUGCCAGCAUAAGGACUGGGAAAAGCACCACCACGUGUGCGGACAAACCCUUCAGGCCCAGCAACAGGGCGAGGUGGCCACGGGCGGUUCCUCGGCAACGCCCAGCAGUGGCGCAGGAAGUCCAGUCGACACACCACCAGCAACUACUUCCAGGUCAACCACCCCGGCCACUCCAUCCACAAUAGAAACGACCCCACGCUAAAGAUUUUCCUCAAAAAAAACAAACUUGGCUCAAGUCACACAAAGAUGAAAAGGGAAAAUAAAACAAAAAACAAGACUCUUCACUAUCCAAGGAGAAACUAAUCUGGAGUAGUAGUGAGUUUCGAAGGCCAUAAAACGGGUCACACUUACUUACUAUGAAAAAACAAAGAUAUUAUUUGUUCAUCUUUUUUUCUUGUUUGUAAUCUGCGGAGAAGGCAGAGAGCAUCACAAAAGUAGAUUUGACCUCUUCCCUCGUUAUUUUUCCAGUAGCUGGGAUUAAAACUAGGUAACCUCAUAAACAGAUGCUUUAUCAGACAACAGACCAAGGGAUUGCUAAUUAAUGUACAAAGCGAAAUGCAAAUAUUAAAGGGCACGCUGUUCUUUCCUGCAAUGAUGAAAAAUAGGUCUCUCGCAAAAACCCUCAAGGGCACAGGCUACGUCGGCUACGGCAGAGACAUUUUAACAAGAAGAUGAAUGGCGUCCAUGGGCUGUGGAUUGAACUCUGAAGACCUGUGACAGAAUGCACAGCUGUGUAGCAGAUUGGAAGCAAGCACAGAUGUUCAUGCGUCCCUCCAGAAGAACAAUAUCCAGGUCAACCAAGUGAAGAAUUGAAUCUGUGGGUUUUUUUUUUUUUUGCUGUGGGAUAUAUGAAUACAACAACAAAGCAAAUGCUAUAAUAAGAGGCUUUCAAUCCUAACGAGAAACAGCCUGCGUUGGAUUAACUUUUUUUUUUUCCGGCAGACUCUUGUCUACCAACUGCCCUCAACAGAGCAUUUCUACACUAUUACAAGGUUCCACAUAGUCAGACAAUCAGGUCUGUUCCUGCUCAUUUUUUUGAUAAUGAAAAUGGUGGCUACAACACUGGCCCAUUCCGUGUUCCCAUCCAUCUGUUCAGAUUUGAAGUAGUUCUCUUGGUGUUAAAACACUUCUGUCCUGUGAGAUUCACUAUGAUGUUCUUGUAAAUGUGUUGGAAAAAUGUGAAGACCCAUUGUAGCUAACCAUACCCCCACACGUAGGCGAUUAUUCCUAGUUGGUGAUAGACCUGUAUCUUUCUAUGCUGCCUUUAUAUCUGUAUGUAUUAGUGAUAUUUCUCUGGUAGUUCACACAAUGGGAUUAUUUCGUUGUCCUCAAAAGAAAAAGGUUAAAAAAAAAAAAGCUAUCUAUCUGAGCUGCUAUUUCACUCUGUUUAAGAAUUAUAAGACUUAGCAUGCGUCACGGAAUGCUACCAUUUUGGUGUAUUGUAAGAGGGAUGUACGUAAAUGUACUUUGGACUGUCAUAAAUGACUCCCUAAGGCAUGCUUGUUUGGGCAAACUCCCAAUAUGCUAGAGCCAUUUUGCAGAGUUAGCUAUAGAUUAGAGUAGCUGUCACAUCCAUUUCUUUGAUAAACCGGCCAUUUAUCCAACGGGUGGCAUUUUAUAUGACGAGAUCACACAAGAGGACAGUGCAUGCAUAUCACUGCGAAGUCAUUAAGUAUUGCUGAUUUUAAAAUAAAAAUAAAAACUUUUAUCUCGAGAAGUAAAAAAAAAAAAAAUAAUAGACUCCAAAAUGCUGAGGUGUAGAUUGACAGCUUUAACACUGCUGAAUGCCAGAUAUUAAACAGUAUUAAUUAAAAAAAACUAAGGGAAGUCAGCCAAAGUCAACCCAGAUGGACCAAAAUCAGAAACAAAAAGCACCAGUAAUUGUUUCAAAGCAGUCAGCAGGUUAAACUAUUUCAGCAACUUUCAGUCAAUUCAUUGUAUAAUCCAAAAAAACAGAUGUCAUACUCGUAUAUAUCGGAUGCUGUGAUGUAUGUGAAAACAGCACUGUUUUAUUAACACUAGUGUGUGAAAGGACUAGUGCAUCACAUUACUGAUCCACUUACAUUUAUUUCAGGGCACCCUGUUGUAAACCAAUUUCUCAGAGUUCUUCUCUUUUCUCCUGUUUUUUGCUACAGUCUCCUCAGUGGCAAACUUUCACUCUACCUCUGACAGCAUGUACCAGUAGCUAUAAAACUAACUGGUGAUAGUAAAAACCAAAUGGGCACAAAAGAACCAGGAAACCAAAAGUAGGCUCAUACAGCUGCAAAACCAUAAUCACUACUUGGUAACAAUGCAGACCUCAUAUCUGAACUUUUGUUAGUUUCCUUUUAAGCUUGUCACUUAUACAGAUUAUGUGAGAGUAUAAUUUGUAGGUAUAAACGCAUUGAGAGGAAAUAAAAAAAUAAAAAAAAGACUUCAUUAAUUACAGUUGAAAGGUUGGUUGCCGAUAGGAACGGGGGUGGGAGGGCCCCUCUCUGUUGUGAGACGUACUUGUGACAGGACAACACCUGUCUUUGUUGUGUAGGUGCAUGUUGUGGAACAAAAAAAAAAAAACGGGGGAGGGGGGGUGGAAGUAAAAAAAAUAAACAGCAAAGGCCAGUUAACUUAUGCAAAGCAUGCCUAUGCCUGGAAUACUUAGGAAAGGGACUCCAUAUUGUCUGGUUUCUGAAAGGACAGAACAUUGGAGAAUUUGAAAUGCAGAUUUAAGUAAGAUUUUUGGUUCCUCAACUUUGUUGUGAAAGUUGUGCAAUACGUAAUUCCGACAUGUACCACAAGUUAACGGUAGACUAACUUUUUGGGGGGUGUCUAGACAUCAUGCUUUUUUGUCAGCAUAUUUCUGAGCUUUUAAGUCUACUAUGUCUAAACUGUGGUUCCUUGAUUAUCUUUACUUUUUCUUUAGUUGGACUGUAUUGUAUGGACUGUCAACCUGUGAAUCUUUAAAGUAUGAUUCAGGUAUUGUUGUAUUGCUAACUGUGUAAUAAAAAUUUUAAUAUCUGUA